UACUGACUGAAUGUGUUGGAAGCCAACCAGAAAAUGGCAAAAAAAGUAGAUAAUCCAAGACAGCCAAGGUAGAGUACCCACCACUUAACCUUCCAAACAACUUCUUCAAGCUACCUCUCUCUCUCUCUCUCUCUCUCUCUCUCUCUCUCUCUCUCUGAGGACAGGAGCAUUCUUUGCCUCAAUCCAUGUUAACUAUCAGUCUCCAUGACUACUUAAAUAUAGACCCAUCACUUGUUAUUUAAUUUCCUCUAUUUCCAAUUUUCCUAUUGUCUCUCCAAGACCCUUGUUUUGGGAUACUUGUAUAUCUCUCCAGAGCCUUGAAGAAAAAGAUUAAUAUUAGAGUAUCCCACCAGUGCUAUAUAUAGCUUCAAAAUGGAACAAGCAAGAUACUGGAUGUGGCCGAAGCGAAAGCAGGCCGGUAACUUGAUGAGUUCUCAACUUCAUCAUCAAGUUUCAACCAACCCUUCUUCAUAUGAUGAUUCAUCAUGGGAAGAACAAGCUUUUGCGGAAGAUGCAGCUGGUACUCUUGGAGGUUGCAUAUGGCCUCCAAGAUCUUAUUCUUGUAGCUUCUGUAGAAGAGAAUUCCGUUCGGCUCAAGCUCUAGGAGGUCAUAUGAAUGUCCAUAGAAGGGAUAGGGCUAGGCUAAAACAGUCUCCAAACCUUCACAGUGAAAUCAUUAAUCCACAUCAUGAUCAUGAUCAUCAUCAGAAUCAUCAAAAUUCUGUCCAAAAUCCAUUAUUCACAUCUUUGGCUUUGCAAUACCCUUCACAAGUUUGUGCCUUGGUUUAUAACCCUAACCCUAAUUCUGAUCCUGCUGGUGGUUUUACAACUAUCUCAUCACCAUCCUCACCUCCUAGUACCGUUCCACUACUCUGUAAACAAGAACAAGCCUUGUUCCCUUGUUAUUCUUCUUCUACAAGUCUCGAAAAGCGACAUAAGAGAUCCGGUAUCUCUUCACCUCAAUCAUGGUCAAACUUGUCCGGCGGCAGCGAAAGAUUGUACCAUAACACUAAUCAAAGAAAUAGUGACAAGAUUUCGAGAAUUGUGGAGUCUGGAUGUAGGGCAAAAGGUGAUUUUGCGAAAACUGACUUGUCUGUGAGUUUAAAUUUAUUGGUUUGUCACGGUUGUCCAACUAUGUCUUCAGAGCUGGGUAAGAAGGAGGAGGAGGAGGAGGCUGUUAGUUUCAAGAGAAGAAGAACAGAAACUGUUUCAUCGCUAUCGUCCUUCCUGAAAUCGAAAUCGGUUGAGAGACUCAAUUGCCAGUCAGAGGUACUACUUCAUGAACAUAGCCCUCAGUCAAGAGAAGACUUAGAUCUUGAGCUCCGGCUAGGUGACCGACCUAAGGUAAAAUAGGUUUUCCGUAGUAAUUUCCAAUAUGAUCGACAGAUAUCAUAACUUGUAUUUUUUGUUCGUUUCUGUUGUUUGAUUUCCUCUCUCUCUCUCUCUCUCCUUUUUUUUUUUAAUUUUUAUUUUGAUCUUGAAGCGGCAAGACCUCUUUGCUUAAUUUGAGUUUGAAUCUGCUGCAGGGUGUAACAAUAACCCAAUUAUAUAUGGGUAUCACAUAUAUGUAUUAAAAAACAUAAAAAUUUGAUCAUGAUGAU
Molecule: messenger RNA, 1601 nt
Organism: Ziziphus jujuba (common jujube)
Lineage: Eukaryota; Viridiplantae; Streptophyta; Magnoliopsida; Rosales; Rhamnaceae
Product: zinc finger protein 10
Exons: 1
Coding region: 373-1353 (326 amino acids)
Source: RefSeq, a predicted model, not a curated record